AUGGAGACGUCGCUACGAGACAAAGUAGCUAUAGUAAGCGGUUCCUCCUCUGGCAUUGGAGCGGCUAUUGUGCGCGAGCUGGCCUCUCGCGGUGCCAAUACAGUGGUCAACUAUCCCUUCCCCAGUCUCAAAGCUGAAGCAGACACGUUGGUAGCCUCUCUUCCCUCGCCUGCAAUUGCCGUAGAGGCAGACAUGUCCCGCGCAGACGCGCCUCAGAAGCUAGUUGACGCCGCCGUCUCCCAAUGGGGUCGGAUUGAUAUUGUCGUCAACUCCGUUGCGCUGGCAGUCAACAAGCCCUUCGAAGAGCAGACGCUGGAGGACUGGGAUUUGCUGGUGAACAUCAACGGACGGGGAACGUUUCUCCUGACGCAGGCGAGCCUAAAACAUCUGACCAAGGGUUCCGGUCGGAUCGUCAACAUUGCAAGUAUUUCGGCGCGUGGGCCUCCGCCGAACCAGACAAUCUACGCGGGGACCAAGGGGAUGGUCGACUCCUUUACCAAGUGCUGGGCCAAAGAACUCCCUCCCAAGUAUGGCUGUACCGUCAAUGCCGUCAGUCCCGGUCCAACAAUGACCGAGGGUUUCGCUGCUGCCGGCCAGGAGCAGAUGAAGAUCCUUCAACCAAUCAUUGAUCAGACUCCUGUUGGGCCUCGGAUGGCUCAGCCAGAUGAGAUUGCCUACGCUGUGGCCUUUUUAUGUGAGGAACGUGCGCGAUGGAUUAAUGGUGCACAUCUGAUUGCAUCUGGGGGCUUGUUCAUUGAUUAG
This is a messenger RNA of Aspergillus pseudoviridinutans, 762 nucleotides long. Its product is annotated as SDR family NAD(P)-dependent oxidoreductase. The transcript is spliced from 2 exons. The coding region runs from base 1 to 762 and encodes 253 amino acids. NCBI's taxonomy places the organism in Eukaryota, Fungi, Ascomycota, Eurotiomycetes, Eurotiales, Aspergillaceae. The record is from RefSeq and is a predicted model, not a curated record.